UUGUGUGCUAAGCUCUGAACAUAGAUACUCUACUCUAAGCACUUAAUCAGCAUUGAAGACGUCAUUGUUAACGUUGCUGAUAUAAGUAUCUACCGAAAGUUGAGUGAAAAUUCUCAUCACAAAUAAAGUUUGCUGGAAAGCCUGGAAAUUAUUUCCAUUCACUAAAAUGUUUACGAAAUCGAAAGUCGUUUCAGCGCAUUACAAACGUUGAUGGGAAAUUGAAUUGUCACAUUGUGUUUUCUGUUGUCAUUUGAUUGUUACCUAUUAUUGUUGCGGCAAUCUGUUACAAGUACAACAAGUGUAUGGAAAAAUAGUUCCGGUUUGGUGGCAAGUGUUUUUCUAACUUCAAAUGGAUAAAUCGAAUUUCCGGCUUUUAGCUGGCUUAGUGCUGUCGCUCAGCUUGUCGCAGCAUACAUGUCGCUGUCAAACGAACACGCUCUUCAAUCAAUCACCCUUUCAGCGAACGCAGCAAACGCAAUUCCGACAGCAAUUGCAACAGCAGCAACAGCAACAACAACAACGCCAGCAGCAACAACAAGGUUUUCCAAACAACCUGAAUACACUGCAACCGCUGGGCACAACACUGGGCGGUAUAGCACCCAUCUCACCGCUAACGAAUCUGGGACAACAGAAUCCGUUUCGCAUCUACAAUCGUCUCGACCAGCCGAACUAUGUGCCCAUUACCGCCUAUCAGAACGAUCUCAAUUACGACGGAAGCUUUUCCUACGGCUACGCCUCAGCAGAUGGCACUACGGCGCAGGCGCAGGGGUAUGUAAAGAAUUUGGGCUUAGGCGAAGAUGUCGAGGCGCAGGUGGUGCAAGGUUCAUACUCGUACACCUCGCCAGAGGGCACGCCAAUCACCGUUAGGUAUAUAGCUGAUGAAAAUGGCUUUCGCGCUGAGGGCGCACAUAUACCCACACCACCGCCCAUACCCGACGCCAUAGCCAAAUCAUUGCAGUACAUAGCGAGCGUACAGCCGUAUCAACAAGGCGGCGUCAAUCCCAAUUUGAAUCCCUAUCAGACACCCUUUCGUCAAUUUGCCAGCGGUCAACCGCUGAGACCGGGCCAACAGCAGCAACUGACACCUUUUCAACUACAACAACAACGCACGUAUCAACAACAAUUAGCCGGCCAAUUGCAGCCGCCAUUUCCACAAUUUUCUGGUGCUCAACAACCGCAGACGAAUGCAUUUUUUGGUGGCGCUGGCGUCGGGGGCAUCGGCGCUGGUUUCGGCGGUCAAGGUCAGUUUCCGGGUCAGUUUGGUGAUUUGAGUGGUCAAAAUUUUACACAACAAUCGCAGAGCUUGCAACAGGAUCAGCAGCAACAAGGUUUGCAGCAGCAACAACAACAGAAGCAUCAUCAACAACAACAACAGCAACAGCAGCAACAGCAGCAGCAACAACAAUUGGCGACUCAAGAGCUGCGUGCGCGUCCCAACCAAUUGGUGAGUCCUUUCGGCUACAAUCAAUAUCGCCGCUACAAGAAGGCAGUGGAAGUGAAAAAUUAAUUAUCACACAACAACAACAAAACCAGCAAGCAUUAUCACAUAAACUAUUAUUAAGUUAUUAUCUGCAAUUCGAUUCACUGCAUGUAAUUUUUUGUUUGAAUUUUCUAUUUUUUUGCAUAAUUAUCUACUUUUCUAAGCGUUUUAGUCUUAAGUGAGGCAAAACCUGUAUUUAUCUGCUAAAAUGGGUUCUAAUUAAUUUACUUUUGUAUACUGUAUUACUAGAUACCAGUUUUGAAAUCGAAUGAAAUAGUCAUUUUUAGUAAUUCAAAUACAUGCAACACA
Ceratitis capitata (Mediterranean fruit fly) is the source of this 1789-nucleotide messenger RNA. It is a transcript of the gene Cpr47Ee, whose product is annotated as chromatin modification-related protein EAF1. The record is from RefSeq and is a predicted model, not a curated record. Lineage: Eukaryota; Metazoa; Arthropoda; Insecta; Diptera; Tephritidae. Gene Ontology annotation, molecular function: structural constituent of chitin-based larval cuticle. The transcript is spliced from 4 exons. Gene Ontology annotation, cellular component: chitin-based extracellular matrix. Bases 350 to 1507 code for a protein of 385 amino acids.